Symbiodinium sp. CCMP2456 is the source of this 1467-nucleotide messenger RNA. The record is from the annotation of a GenBank genome assembly. NCBI's taxonomy places the organism in Eukaryota, Dinophyceae, Suessiales, Symbiodiniaceae.
AUGUUGGUGCAUGUGCCACAGAUCCGCUCAAAAAAUAGUCCUUUGAUUUCAUCCGUUUUUGCCAUGCGCCAAGCGUGUGCUGGUGUUCAGAUCGCUGUGUUGUGCAUUUGUUAUUGCUUUGCCGGCCGCUGCAAUCCUGAGCAGUGCAAGAGUCUGGCACCACUACUUCAGAAUUGCGAAAGCGAUGGACACUCUGGUGGAGGAGACAACAUCGUGAUAUUCUGUACAGGGAGCUUGGGCAAACUUGCAAUGAGGGUCGCUUUGGUGGAGGACAUUGCCAACGCAAUGAAUGACGGAAUGUGGUUGGUAGAAGCCAGCAGUUUGGCUAAAGCUCUUCAUCGCGGCAGUGAUAGGAUCCAGUCCUUCAUCGUGCCGAAGUUCCGUGAAGGGUUGCGUAAAGUCUGGGUGCUGCGAAUCAUCAGUGCCAGAGAGUACCGUGGAGGCAUGCAGUGGCGAGACGAGUUUUCAUGGAAGAAAAUGAUAUUUCCUCCUGCGUCGUCGCUGUCCGGAUGUCUAGCAUGUUUGCAAAUAUCCUCCACAGUGCCAGUGCUGACCGAAAGCGGACAUCGCGUGGCGAACCUGAAUGGGUCGGUCCAAAUCGGACUCGACCUUAUGAAAGCUGUCGAUGGGUCCUUCAAACACCUUUGUAAGGCGUUGACAGUCCAAGCUGUCUCCACGAUCUUGGUGGGAUACCAUUUGGACAUUGCCACCAUGGCGGACUCGGGGCACUAUCACGAUGCACACGAAGGGAAUGUGCUCCUUUCUUUUUCUGGCUCCGAUCUUCCAGAGAUUCGAUGGCAUGACUUUGCGGGAAGCUACAGCGGUUUCAGGCCUGGGAGCGAGUCGCUCGAACAAGCCCUGGCAACUGACUUUGCGCAGAAGCUUGAGAGCUUCUCCACCACGGCGAUCGGCCACAUCGAGGAAACACACCAAGAAUUUGCCACAAGACUAAAUGCGUCCCGAGAGAGGUGUAGGUUGCUUGGGCAACCGAUUAUACAAAUACGGGUGUGUCUGCGAGCACGUGCUUUCAGCUUCGUGGAAACUAUACUGAAUGCGGGUGCCAGUGCCAUGGACAGUUCGGCCCGGCGAAAGCUUUUGGAAAGAGUUUCGCAUGGAAUGAACGAUUUCUCCCGAACCGAGCUGUGGAGACAGUUCAUUGAAGGCAUGGCCUCAACGUCAUCCGUCCUGUGGGUGCGGAAACUGAUCCGCAAGGACGACAGCGGCACCGUCGCCGAGGAUCCCGAGGAACCUAGUUUCAAGCUGAAGGGUAAGGACCACGCCCUUGAAGACGUAGACGACCUCAAGAAGGCCAUCAAGAAGGAGAAGCCCAAUGCGCUCAAGGGCGUGGACGCAGACCGACUUCUCAUUUACGAGCGGGAGGGCGGCGGCUGGAAGCGCAUAACAGAAAUGUCCACUCCUUUACGCCAGACUGGCGAGCACGACUGCUACGGCUACCUGCCGCCGGGC